ACAAAAAGGAAUGAAAAAGAAAAAAAGGAAUCCUACACAAGAAGAUCGAGUGUAUAGAAAAAGAAAAAGUUUGAAAUACAACCCGCGCAGCGAGAGAAAGAAGGAAAGCGAGGAGACGAAAGAAAGCGCGAUAAAAAAAAAAAGAGCCAAGUCACACACACACACACACACACGCUUAUAAAAUAAUAACUCCGCUAUGUUGUAUCUUCUCUCAUCUUUCUUUUUUUUUUCCUCUUAUGAAUUCCUAUGAAUGUGGAUGUGAUACAAUACAUGAUAAACAGAGCCACAUACUUGAAUACCAUAUAAAAGAUAUACUCAAAGAACCAGACUUGCACGAAAAUCAACCAUGGAAACAACAAGAGAUACUCGAGACCUUAUGUUGGAUUACUCGGGAAACAAGUUCCACUGUACUACAAGACAGCAUACAUUUACUGUUGCCUCCUCUCUUGAUUGUAUUGGAUGAUUAUGAUCCAGACUAUAAGAAACAAGGUGUAGUUAUGGUGCAUGACAUGAUACUCAAAUUAGACGCUUCAUUUGUGUCAAGUUAUGGCCUAGACAAUCUAUUUCUUGAGUCUUUAUUCAAAUGCUUGACUUAUCUAUCUCAAGAAAGAGAUGUUGAGUUAUUACAAGCCACUUAUCCUUGUAUCCUUGACCUGAUAGCCAAAGUCAAAAAGAACCGUAUUCAACUCUAUGAACGCGUCUUGACAGAAGGUGUCUUGACAGGCUUUUCUUAUGCUGGACAAAAAAUCAAGUUUUUGCCUAUUCUGAUAGUACCUAUUGGUACAUUAUACCAAGCAUUGGGCAUCUUGGGUGUUCAAUAUCUCAAGGCCCUUGUGCCUGUCUUGACAGAUGCUUUAUGUAUGGUAUCAUCUCAUCCAAAAUUAAAACAGAUCCAUGUACUGGCUGCACACGCUUUAAGGGUUGUCAUAAAGACAUGUUGGCCACGUAUUCCAUAUUACAAAGGUAGGAUCAUGGCAAGUAUUGCUAAAUCAUGGACAUUUUACUAUGAACAAAAAGAUCAAGCCAUGUGUGAUGACAUCAAACAAGUCUAUCAAGUAUUUGAAGCUGCUUGUCAAGGACAACACAAAUUGGAUCAAGAAGCACUCUUGUCUUUCAAUCCAACCCUUUUUCAACCUCUCUUUUUUUAAUAAAAUUUAGCAUGUUGAUCAGGAAUCACUAAACAACGAAUGCCGAGAUAAUUACAAAUGCUGUCAAUCACAAGAACAGCCCAACGUAAAUACAAGACCAAAGAUACAAAGAAAUAAACAAUAAUAUACACAUAUUCUGUUUCGGGUGUAAACAGAGGGAUCCUAAUAGAACAUGAAUACAGUCAUCAUGCUAUGCUAUACUUACAUGGUGGUGACAUAAGGCACAUUGGCCACAAUAGCACCUAUCACAAGUGGGAUCAAUAGUCCAGUGGGAGGA
This is a messenger RNA of Gilbertella persicaria, 1425 nucleotides long. RefSeq lists its product as uncharacterized. Bases 237 to 1148 code for a protein of 303 amino acids. Lineage: Eukaryota; Fungi; Mucoromycota; Mucoromycetes; Mucorales; Choanephoraceae. Gene Ontology annotation, cellular component: centrosome; nucleoplasm; cytosol. The transcript is spliced from 7 exons. The record is from RefSeq and is a predicted model, not a curated record.